This is a messenger RNA of Gossypium raimondii (Peruvian cotton), 2957 nucleotides long. Its product is annotated as aminopeptidase M1. NCBI's taxonomy places the organism in Eukaryota, Viridiplantae, Streptophyta, Magnoliopsida, Malvales, Malvaceae. Bases 83 to 2797 code for a protein of 904 amino acids. Gene Ontology annotation, molecular function: zinc ion binding; metalloaminopeptidase activity; peptide binding. Gene Ontology annotation, cellular component: cytoplasm. The transcript has 18 exons. Gene Ontology annotation, biological process: peptide catabolic process; proteolysis. The record is from RefSeq and is a predicted model, not a curated record.
CCUUACUCCUUAUACCUUGUACUUUUCCAUCUCUCUCUCUCAAAGUUUUGCUUCUUUUUUCUCAGACAUAUUAAUUUACACCAUGAACCUGUUGAAGAAGUGCUGUUCCUGUUUCAGAAAAAAAACUGACGGUACCUCAACCUCAACUUCUCAUCAAUUGUCGCAUCCAACAACUGACUUCAAAGGCCAACCUCGUCUCCCCACAUUCGCUGUCCCCAUACGCUACGAUAUUCAACUGAAACCCGACCUCGCGGCCUGCAAGUUCGAAGGCAUUGUCUCCAUCGUUGUCAACAUCGUUGCCGACACUCGUUUCAUUGUCCUCAAUGCUGCUGCCCAACUCCACAUUAACCCUGAUUCAGUCUACUUCUCCGAUCCUAAUUCUAAUAAGGUAUUUGAGAAGCCAAAAGUAGGGAAGGUCGAAGCAGAUGAGAUUUUGGUGUUGGAAUUUUCUGAGACACUUCCCAAGGGUACGGGAGUUUUAACUAUUGGCUUUGAGGGUGUCUUAAAUGACAAAAUGAAGGGAUUCUAUAUAAGUACUUAUGAUCACAAUGGUGAGAAGAAGAAUAUGGCAGUGACACAAUUCGAGCCAGCUUAUGCAAGGCAAUGUUUUCCCUGUUGGGAUGAACCGUCUUUCAAGGCAAAGUUCAAUAUCACAUUAUUGGAUGUUCCAUCUGAACUAGUGACCCUUUCAAACAUGCCAGUGGAUGAGGAGGAACUGAAUGGGAACCUGAAAACAGUUUAUUAUCAAGAAUCACCGGUGAUGUCUACAUAUUUGGUUGCUGUUGUUAUUGGUUUGUUUGAUUACAUUGAGGAUCAUACACCAGAUGGGAUCAAAGUUCGAGUGUACUCUCAAGUUGGGAAGGCAAAUCAAGGGAAAUUUGCUCUCCAUGUAGCUUUGCAGACACUGGGUUUUUAUAAAGAUUAUUUUCAAAUGCCAUACUCUCUUCCCAAACUGGAUAUGGUUGCAAUCCCUGAUUUUGCUUUUGGGGCAAUGGAGAACUAUGGCUUAGUUACAUAUCGUGAGACGGAUUUGCUCUUCGAUGAUCACCAUUCGGCUGCUGCCAACAAGCAGCGGGUAGCAACAGUGGUGGCCCAUGAAUUGGCACACCAGUGGUUUGGAAAUCUUGUAACAAUGGAAUGGUGGACGGACCUGUGGCUGAAUGAGGGCUUUGCAACUUGGAUGAGUUACAUGGCAAAAGAUAAGUUGUUCCCAGAAUGGAAAAUAUGGACACAAUUCUUUGAUCAUGAAUCUAGUGAAGGUCUUAGGUUGGAUGGACUUGCAAAAUCCCACCCUAUCGAGGUGGAGGUAAACCAUGCCUCUGAAAUUGAUGAAAUAUUCGAUACAAUAAGCUACAAAAAAGGUGCAUCAAUUAUCCAGAUGCUUAAAGGCUAUGUUGGAGGUCCACAUUUUCAGAACUCACUUGCUACAUAUAUAAAGAGACAUGCAUGGUCAAAUGCAAGGACAAAUGAUCUGUGGGCUGUUCUUAAGGAGGAAUGUAACGAGCCAACAAUAGACAAGAUAAUGAAUUCAUGGACAAAACAAGAAGGGUAUCCAGUUUUGUCCGUGAAAAUGAAAAACCAGACAUUGGAAAUUAAACAGUCACGAUUCUUAUAUGCCGGUUCUCAUGAUCGUUGUCAGUGGAUUAUCCCAAUCACUUACUGUUGCGGAGACUAUGAUAGCUUGAUAAGCUUGUUGAUGGAGAAAAAAUCCGAAACUUAUGAUAUUAAGGAUUUGCUUUCCAACAUUACUGAUCCAGCACGCUCUUGGAUAAAGCUCAAUGUUGAACAGAUUGGAUUCUUCAGGGUGAAAUAUGAUGAUGGCCUGGCAGCUAAACUUCGAUAUGCAAUAGAACACAAAUGCUUAUCAGUAACAGACAGACUUGGCAUUCUGGAUGAUUCGUUUGCGCUUUGUAUGGCACGUGAAAUGUCCUUGACUUCCUUGCUUACCUUCAUGGCUGCCUACAGGGAGGAACUUGAGCAUACUGUGCUAUCUAACUUGAUUAAGAUAAUUGGUAAAAUUGAAAGGAUUGUUGCAGAUGCAAGACCCGAACUAAUGAAUUACAUCAAACAAUUUUUCAUUGGCCUUCUCCUACCAGCUGUUGCGAACUUCGGUUGGGACCCAAAACAAGGCGAGAGUCAUCUGGAUGCGAUGUCGAGAGGAGAUAUUUUCACUGCACUCGCCGUGCUCGGUCACGAGGAGACGAUAAACGAAGCGAACUCUCGAUUUAAUGCCUUCUUGAACGACCGAAACACACCUCUCCUCCAUCCUGACAUAAGAAAGGCUGCAUAUGUAGCUGUAAUGCAGAAAGUCACCUCAUCAAACAAAGAAGGCCUUGAAUCUCUUUUGAAAGUUUAUAGAGAAACUGAUCUAAGCCAAGAAAAAACCCGGAUUUUAGGUUCAUUGGCAUCUUGUCCUGAUGAGAGUGUAGUGUAUGAAGCUUUAAACUUUGCAUUGUCCUCCGAGGUUCGCAAACAAGAUGCUGUAUUUGGACUUGCUGUUAGUAAAGAAGGACGUGAAGUUGCUUGGAAAUGGCUCAAGAAUAACUGGGAUAAAAUCAGGACAACCUAUGGAUCUGGGUUACUAUUAACUCGAUUUGUCGGUCCAAUCGUGUCGUCGUUUGCUUCAUCUGACAAAAUGAAGGAAAUAGGGAAGUUCUUUGGUAAUAGGACACAGGCUUCAAUGGUUAGAACCUUGAAACAAAGCAUGGAACAGAUCUAUAUCAAUUCCAAGUGGGUUCAAACCAUUCGAAAUGAUAAAGAUCUUGCCGAGGCGGUCAAGAAGUUGGCAAACAAAUAAGUCCAAUGCAUAAUUCAUAUAUAUAUAUAUAUGUUCUCUUUUCUUUUCUUUCCUUCUCCCAAGGAAAGCUUGUUUGGAGUGUAUUUUAGAGUGUUGAUUUGUCUACUAAGUUAUCAUGUAAAUGAAUAAUGAAAUAUAUAUUUGAGAUUUGCUUUCUUCA